This is a messenger RNA of Paramisgurnus dabryanus, 3920 nucleotides long. RefSeq names its product adenylate cyclase type 8. Gene Ontology annotation, biological process: intracellular signal transduction; cAMP biosynthetic process; adenylate cyclase-activating G protein-coupled receptor signaling pathway. NCBI's taxonomy places the organism in Eukaryota, Metazoa, Chordata, Actinopteri, Cypriniformes, Cobitidae. Gene Ontology annotation, cellular component: plasma membrane. Gene Ontology annotation, molecular function: adenylate cyclase activity. The record is from RefSeq and is a predicted model, not a curated record.
AAUACAUCUAUAUGCCGAGAAUCAAGGAAAAGACUUCCUGAUGAAGACGAACAGUUGGAUUUUGCUUACAGAAAGAAAUAGUAUGUACACAGAAGUGCUGGGAAGUUUAUUAUUGUACAGAUGUGUAUGACCCUGUAUAACCCCUCUCCAGAAUGGAGAUUCAGUAAGCCCCCAUCUCACAGGCAAUGGUAUUAAGACAAGCCUGUGGCUGCCAUGGUUACAUUCAGCGACUCAGUUGACAUCCUCAAGAUGCAACCGUUAGCCUGCAUCUCCACUUCGCAUUUGCCUGGCCUGCGACGGAAACAGCUGCUGUGGCAGAAUGCCGUCAAACACAUCAUCAGCCAGCGGGGCCUGAGGGAGCAGUUCGGCGUGGAGCCCGCCCGGAAGAUUCAUGUCACCGAUGCCUACAUCGAUGAAAUCAACCAACAGAUACGCAGCAAAGCAUCACGGGGUAUGACCAAACGGCGUUCCUCCGUUGCCAGGGUCCAUCCCUCCUUUUUCGGAGAGCGUAGCAGCUCUUCUUUUACACAGACCAAAACGCCUGCGGACUACAUCAGCGAUGCUGACUUUUUCGUGCACUGGGGCCACAUCAUCCACGGUGUGUAUGUGCCAAUAUUGAGACACACCUUCAAAUCCCAAGACCUUGAGAAACUUUACCAACGUCAUUCCUCACACACUAGACGAACUUCAUUAGUUGUCACCAACAUCAUUGAUGUAGCUGCCAAACUGCACCUGCUUUUGCUGUACCUGGGUUUGGCGCCGGGGGAAUCGGAUCUGUUGCUGGGCUGCCUCACUGGGAUUUUCAUGGCCUGUGCGGCCACCCUGUGCCUUUUGGUACUUACCUGCAAACGCUCGCAUUCACCAAGAUGGUUGCAUUAUGCUGGCAUUGCAAGCUGGUUGUCACAGACUGCUCAGGUAUUGGGUGGAUUGGCGUACGGGUUGGAGAAAGACCAAUCCUGGUAUGUUCUGUUCACCCUGUUUGCCACAUACACCCUGCUACCAUUGCCAUUGCUCUGGGCUAUCGGUCUUGGCACGCUUACCUCCAUACUACACCUCAUUGCAGAGACUGUACGCCACUUCAGUGAAGUAGGACUGCUGAGAAAGAUUCUGGCCAAGGCUUUACUAUAUAUAUGCAUGAAUGUGGCAGGUUUGUUUAUCCAUUACCUGACUGAUCGUUCCCAAAGACAAGCCUUUCUUGAGACGCGGCGCUGCAUCGAAGGCCGCAUGAAGCUGGAAACUGAAAACCAGAGACAGGAGCGUUUGGUGCUGUCUAUCCUGCCUCGCUUUGUUGCCUUGGAGAUGAUUGCUGAUAUGAGCUCUAUGGAUGAUGAGCUCGAUCCACAGGAAUUUCACAAAAUAUACAUCCAUCAGUACAAAGAUGUCAGUAUCCUCUUUGCUGACAUAAAGGGGUUUACGCUGUUGUCUAUGAACAUGUCUGCUCAAGAGUUAGUGCACUUACUCAAUGAGCUCUUUGGACGUUUUGACAGGCUAGCCGAGGAAUAUCACUGUUUGAGAAUAAAGAUCUUAGGGGACUGUUACUACUGUGUGUCUGGUGUUCCUGAACCUCAGAGGGCGCAUGCUCAUUGCUGUGUGGAGAUGGGAUUAGCCAUGAUCAGCACCAUGAGAUUUUUAAGGCAACAACUGAACUUUGACAUGGACAUGAGAAUUGGCAUCCACUCUGGUUCGGUUCUCUGUGGUGUUCUUGGCCUGCAGAAGUGGCAGUUUGAUGUUUGGUCCUGGGAUGUAGGCAUUGCCAACAUGCUUGAAGCAGGAGGGAUUGCUGGACGCAUCCACAUUUCACGUGCUACUCUGGACUGCCUGGGUGGAAUCUACCAAACAGAGGACGGGCGUGGAUAUGAUCGCAACGAGUUUCUUCGAAAACACAACAUUGAAACAUUCCUUAUCUGCCACAAAGAGGAGGACCUAGAUCAAGUGAAAGCAGAACCUCUAAAACCCAGACAAAAGAUCUUGGCAUCUUUCAGCAACACCUCUUACUCGCAGCUACCUAAUUCCUCAAUGCUUAGGUCCACAUCCAAGGAGAUCAACAAACGGAUCGAGCAUGCUAUUGAUCUCCGCAGCAGUGAGCGCAUGCGUCAGGAACACAUCACUCCAACCACGCUGGUGUUUAAGGAUACGCACAUUGAGGAGAAGUUCUCACAGGUGAGGGAUGAGAUGUUUAAAACCAAUCUGGUUUGCUCCUUCAUCAUGUUUGUCCUCCUUUUGGCUCUCCAAGCCAUCAUUCUUGCACCCAGGUUGUAUUGGUGGUCAGCAGUCCAGUUCUGUGUAUUCUUGCUGGGAUAUCUGGUGUUGCUGGUGAUGGUCCUGGCUGAAGAGUUCAAAUGUUGUCCUUGUGUCCUUCAGCAAUUCUGCUGCUGGAUCCAUGAAAACGAUAAAAUAAGGAACCUGCUCACUGUCAUGGCUAUAGCCAUGAACUUUGGAAUAGCUCCCUGUCAUAUGAUAUGGUGCAGUUUUACUGAGACAGGGGCAAUAAGCAUGAACGACACAGAGGAACAUCAGACCAGCAAAAGGCCACUAUCUGUGUGCCCCUACCCAGAGUUCUUCAUCCUGAGUGGUGUGGUUUCGAUGGUGACCUGUGCUGUAUUCCUGAGGAUGAGCUCUAUGUUGAAGUUGACUAUUCUUUUGCUGGUGGUGGCCGUCUAUGCAUACUUUAUCGAAGUGUCUUUCCACACGCUCUAUGGAAAUCAAACAGGGCAGGAACAGUUAAGCAGGCCUCAGUACCUAAGAAGAAAAGGAGUCUCAAUUCUGUUGAUGGCGAUGUUUGUCAUUGCUGUGUUUUACAAUGGCCGACGGUGGGAAGCUACAGCACGGCUGGACUUCCUGUGGCGUCUGCAGGCUCAGCAGGAAGUUCAGGAGAUGAGAGAGCUGAGGGAACACAAUGAGUGCCUACUGCAUAACAUCCUGCCCGCGCACGUCGCUCGUCACUUCCUGGAGAGGAACAGAAACGACGAGGAGCUGUACUCACAUUCCUACGAUGAGGUGGGAGUGUUGUUUGCCUCCAUUGCUGGCUUCAAUGACUACUAUGAGCAAAAAGAGAUCAAACGUGAGGGUGUCGAGUGUCUCAGAUUGCUCAACGAGAUCAUUGCUGGCUUUGAUGAGCUGUUGGAGGAGACAUAUUUUAUGGACAUUGAGAAAAUCAAAACCAUUGGCAGUUGCUACAUGGCUGCAUCUGGUCUGUCACCCAAUAAACAGUCUCAUUUUGGAAAUGACUGGCAUCAUCUCAGUGAGUUGGUUCUGUUCGCUCUGGCCAUGCAGGAGACCCUGAGAGAGAUCAACAAACACUACUUAAACCAUUUCCAGCUCCGUGUCGGAAUUGCCCAUGGUCCUGUUGUUGCAGGUGUCAUAGGGGCCACCAAACCCCAGUAUGAUAUCUGGGGCAUGACAGUAAAUCUGGCGAGUCGUAUGGACAGUACUGGGGUCAGUGGAAGGAUCCAGGUUCCGGAGGCCACACGUAAUAUUCUGGCAGACUGGGGCUUUGUGUUUGAGAUGCGUGGUGAGAUAUUUAUAAAAGGGGUCAGUGAGCGACAGGGACGUAUCCGGACGUACUUCAUCCGCACCAAAAGGCGUGAGAUGACCAACAAUGAAACUGUCCGAGAAAAGAACGGGCACCACGGAAGGACCACCCUGGCGGCCGUCGUCUUCAGCCUUGUGCAAGCCAAUCAUAGAGAGAAACAAAGAGGCGCCAAUGGAUGUUUCACCUUGCCAAGCAAUAAUGAAGUAAUGAUGUGAAAUAUCAAUAAUAAUAUGAUGGACAAUCUGCUGACAUGUCAAAACUGCCUUCAUUUUGGAAACGAUACCUCAAAGAUCAUUCAAAUGAUGUCUUUAUAGAUUCUUAUGGUCAAUAGAAAACAAAUAAAAGGACUUAUUUUGGGAACUUAUUUUUUCUUCUAAUAAAACUAUAA